Messenger RNA from Botrytis sinoallii, 795 nucleotides. RefSeq lists its product as uncharacterized. The transcript has 4 exons. The record is from RefSeq and is a predicted model, not a curated record. NCBI's taxonomy places the organism in Eukaryota, Fungi, Ascomycota, Leotiomycetes, Helotiales, Sclerotiniaceae. The coding region runs from base 1 to 795 and encodes 264 amino acids.
AUGCCAUUUCCCUACAAAACUGUACUGGUGGUUGGCGCCACCUCAGGUAUUGGGCUUGCCCUCACUGAGAAAAUGCUUUCCGAAGGCGUUACCAAAAUCAUAGCUUUGGGCCGUCGUCAAGAUAAACUGGAUGACUUACAGAAAAAACAUGGAGAUUCGAAAGUUUCAACCGUGAAAUUUGAUAUUACGAAUCUUGAGGGUAUUCCCAAGAUGGUUGAGGGAGUCCUCAAAUCCCACCCCUCCCUCGACUGCGCAUUCCUCAAUAGUGGAAUACAACGAUCUCUCGAUUUCACCCAACCCUCAUCCAUAGAUCUCGAUCUAAUUUCUACAGAAUUCACGACUAAUUAUCUCUCCUACGUUCAUCUUACUAAAGCACUUCUUCCACAUCUACAGAAUAGAGUCAAGGGUGGCGAAAACGCGGGAUUGAUAUUCACGACUAGUGGAUUGGCUUUAGUACCCAUUUUGAGAGAUGUGGGUCAGAGCGAAAGUGGAAAUACUGCGGAGGAACAGACUUCGGGGGAGAAUAGAAAGAGUAAGGGUGUACAGGUUAUUGAAAUCUAUCCGCCGGCUGUUCAGACGGAGCUACAUGAUGAGAAACAUCAGCCGGAUAUUAAAGAUGGCAGGAAUAUGGGAAUGCCGUUGGAUGAGUUUACGGAAGAAGCGUGGAGAGGAUUGGAGAGGGGCGAUGAAGAUAUUCCUGUGGGGACGACGUGGAAGGGAUUUGGGUAUGAGGAGGUGGAGAUGAGGAGGAAGAAAUUGUUCGGCGAAAUGAUGGAAAAGAUGAAAGGGAACUAA